AUGUACCGACCGACCGACGUGACCGUUGAACAACUGUCUCAAUGGAUACAGUUUUGGUUCUCGCCAAGAAGAAACAAGACGCCCAAGCCAUAUGACCCGGUAGAUGGGGACGGUAUUAUGCAAUGCAAGUCUAACCAUCACAUUACCUACAGACCGCAACAUGAUGCAAUGCAAUGCAUUACGAGCGUCUAA
Messenger RNA from Fusarium venenatum, 192 nucleotides. NCBI's taxonomy places the organism in Eukaryota, Fungi, Ascomycota, Sordariomycetes, Hypocreales, Nectriaceae. The record is from RefSeq and is a predicted model, not a curated record.